Messenger RNA from Aspergillus melleus, 357 nucleotides. RefSeq names its product putative Golgi traffic protein SFT2. The transcript is spliced from 2 exons. The record is from RefSeq and is a predicted model, not a curated record. Lineage: Eukaryota; Fungi; Ascomycota; Eurotiomycetes; Eurotiales; Aspergillaceae. Bases 1 to 357 code for a protein of 118 amino acids.
AUGGCCUCUAAUUCGUUCCGCGACUCGGUCAACUCCUUAGGCUGGGCGCGACGAGACCCUGAUCUACCGGUGCGCACCAAUAACUCGUCGGCGUCGACUCCUUUCCUAUCACGGUUACAGUCAUGGAAUCCGUUCGGAGGGGAAGGCUAUGUGCAACUGCCCACUCACGAAGCUCCGGGAGCUCCCCUACCGGCUGCAAAUCGACGGGAAGAGGAGGACACUUUCUUUGCCCUGAGUCGGUGGGAUCGCAUGCUCGUCUUUGCGGCAUGUAACCUUGGAGCGGCGGUCUGCUUCAUGAUUUGCUUUUUCCUGUUCCCAGUGCUGUCGCUCAAACCCCGCAAGUUUGCGAUCUUGUAA